AUGAAUAAUGAGAGCGAGAGAAAAAACAGUUUGAACGGCGAUGUCAGCGGGGGGGGUCUACCCUCUGCACGGCCCGCAUCUCCGGCCCCCUCCAUCUCCCUCCUGGAGGUCAAGGCGGAGACGCGCCUGGUGCUGGGGGCGUUCCUCAGGCGCGCCCUGUCCACCCCCCUGACUCAGCGCCCCGGGAGGGUCGGGGGGGCGUACCGUGACCAUAAGAAGUUCAGUGCGAGUCCUAAAGAUGACCGUGUUAGAGCAGAGGUUUCUAAAGAUGGCCGCCCUAGAGCCGAGGGUUCCAAAGAUGGCCGCGUUAGAGCCGAGGGUUCCAAAGAUGGCCGCCCUAGAGCCGAGGGUUCCAAAGAUGGCAGCUCUACAACAGAGGGUCCUAAAGAUGGCCGCUGUAAAGCUGAGGGUGAUAAGAACACGCUGACUUCUCAGAGCAGCUCAGAGGGGGAGAAAAAACUCAAAUUUAAAGGCCUGUUAAAGAAGCACCUGAAAGCUCGUUCCUUCAAAUUGCAUUUACGAGACUCACAGAAGACAGACGGCAGACUCCAGGAAGAUGUGGUGUCGCCGUAUUCAUCCACUACUGACGACGGAAGUGACGGUGAGGAGGAAAACAAGAAGAAGAAAAAGAAAAAGAAGACACUGAAGUCCCCCUUUUCCAGUAUCAUUCGUAGGAUGAAAUCUAAGAAGGACACCUCAAAUAAGGACGUCCCAAAUCCUGGGAGACCCAGUUCACUGGUGACCAGUGACACAAAAACAGACCCAGUGGAGCCGCUGAGGUCACCUGGCCACCCUCCUGAGUUCUAUGCUGAAGUGGCAGAGUCCAUUGACAGAUUUGCUAUGAAACACAGUUUGGAGACGCAGGAGCACUCUCUGGCCAGCUCAGCCAAUAACAAGGAGGCUGUGGUGCAGCAGUUGGUCCAGAUUCUACAAAUACAAGGAGAUGCCAUCAAUGACAGGAUCCAGUCCAGCCCUUUCUUACGCACCUCUCUGGCCAAUAUGUCAUACCCUUCCUUCGCCAACCUGGUGGAUAAGUUCACCAGCCAGACUCGACCCCCGGCCCCCGCCCCCGCCAGCCCCACCCUGUCCCGCAUCGCCAUGACAAUGGAGGUGUCGCGCCGUGUCGUCACGGCCACGGGUCCGCACAGGAUCCAGGGGUACGCCGAGCGCUACAUGGAGAAGUUCACCCCCUGGGUGAAAAGUCAUGGAGGAUGGGAGAACAUCCUCCAAUCAGAGGAAGUUUUGGAGUAUGACUGGCAGGACUGAGUGUGAAGUGACACCUGGGCUGAUUUCGUAUUCAGAAUUCCCCAAAAACUCAACUUUCGCUGACCCUUAUUACCCCCUUUCCUGUACAGCCGCACUUUUUUUUACUGCUUUGUGUUAUCUUUACAUUACGUUCACAUUUUAGGCAUUUAGCCGACACUCGUAUCCAGAGCAACUUGGAAUUAGUGCGCAGAGAGAAGACCUAGAUUCGUAAAUCACCCACAAGCCAAGUGGCAGUUAUUGAGAGCGCUGCAAUGGGCGGGGCUUAACAGCCUGGCGAUAGGUAAUGCUGAGUUAUGUGGAAGGGAAGGUAGAGAUGGUUUUUUUGGUAAGGAAAUGCGGGUUAGACAGGAGAAGAUGUGGAAGAAGGGAUUGGGAGUCAGACAGGUUGCUCUUCAGGUUACUCUGGCAGGUAGGGAGUGACUAUGCCGUCCUGACUGAGGGGGGCAGGUCGCUCCUCCAUUGGGGAGGCAGCAGGGAGAAGAGAGGAGGCUGGGAGGAGUGAUGACCAGGUCCUCACAGGGAGACGAGUGCGAGGCGCUGGGCACUCGUUGGAGGCCUCUGACCUCCAAGUCCUUCCAUUGGCUGUUAUUUCAUGGUCCACACUAGAUUGUAAACUGUCUACACACUGCACAGACCCUGUUGAUGGGCAGACCCUGAACAUUACAACAUAGCAGCAAUGGCCACGGCAUUGAGAAUCUUAGUCAUUGCUUUAAAUGCUUCCUGCACUAGCAGCAACUUGUCAUUUUAUGUUGGGGAAGAAGGACCUUGAUUGGUGUGAAUCUCAGUGAAUGUGCAUUUACUGUGACAACAGACAAUGCCAAAAAAACUGCUGCUUGAGGAACGAGUCCCUACUUCAAUGGAACAUCUGAACUUUGACCUUUUGCUGUUUAAAGGAACUCAGACUUUGAAACAGGAAAUAGCACCUCUAAUGAAACAGUUUGACCAACAGUAUUUUGCUGUCCUUCAGUAUAUUUCCAAUUUCACUCUUCACUCUACUGAUCCCAUACUUCUGGGGGGCCAUUCAAACGUAUGGUAACACAGUAGAGUGAAUUUAGCUAUUUUUGCUAUGUACUUACUGAAAGACAUUUGGAUUUAAAGUUGUGCAAAAUUAUGUUAAUGAACAAACUUAAACGUAAAUAAAAGCAAUAAAGUCCAAUAUUUGGUUGCAUAGCCCUUAAAUGCAAUAACUGCAUGAAGUCUAAUUUUAAAUCAGGUGUGUGACUUCGCUAGUCCAAAACUUCCCACUUUAUAAGUCUAAAAUAUAUCAUCAAUCUUUACAUUUUAAAUAAACAUUGUUUUAUAAUAAUGUUUUUAUUUAAGUACUGCGAUUUCAGGUAUGAAUUUCACAUUUGUGAAUGUUAAUUGUCUUUAUUGUCUUUUAUACCUCCAUUUUAUGUACACCUUUAUGAUGUUGAGGGUUUGUGUACUACGCAUGAAAAUCUCUCUACAAAUACAGGAAUUAAUAUUGAAGUCAUUCUCAAACGGCCCUGCACGCCUAUCGUAAUGCAACCAUCUUAUGGAAUUAGUUUCCACUUUCAGGUCCUACUCACCCUAUCAGAACAGUAGCAGUAGGACAGUCUGUUAUCAGUCACUUCCAGAAAUCCACCGUCCCCUCUCCAAAUACUCUCUGCUCCCCAAACUAUCCUUCUUUUCUGCUCAUUGUCAGAUUUUAUGUUUUCGUGAAAAAGUCUAUUUUUCUUCAGUCCUCUUUAUCUUGGGUGAAGAUGUUCUCUUUCCUUCUUACACAAUCACUGUUUUUAAACAACUUUUUUGUCAGGGGCUUGUUAAUAUUAAGACGAUUGAUCAUUAUCAGUUGGUUUUGUCUUCCAUUCCCUUUGUUAGCUUCCUAUUCAUACGAUACUGUGAGUAUGUUUUAAGUAUGUGUUGUUUUUCUGUAUUCUUUGAAAGACACAUUAGUACUGUCUAAGUACAGGGAGUGAAAAAGAAUUGCUAUGUACUCAUAUAAACUUUACCUUGCCUGUCCAUCAAUAGAUCCUUAGGAUUAGCGCUGUCCACCAUACACUACGAGUGCAAAAAAUACUGUGUACUGAAAAAUCAUACUGAAAAAAGCUGACCGUUUGUACCAAAACUCAAAACAGGCGAACCGUGGUUAUAUUAGCACUUUAUUUCGUUUUUAUUUAGUUUAAAGUGAGACAAUUUCCCUAUAGAAUGUUAAAAACACCUGCAGGAAAAGCCCCCAAAAAAACCUGGCGCUCACAGGAGGAAACUCCUAUGAGUCAUGUGACAUGUUCGCUCAUUCAUUCAUCCAACAAGACCGCAUUUUCAUGGAUAAAUCGUAAACAGGGCAAACAGGCACGUGAACAGGCCCUUCGAAAUAGAGAACCCUCCACUUAAAGGUCCAGAAAACUGAUAUCUGUGAUAUCUGUUUCAACACUGUUUUGCAUUCACAAAUGACCCAGAAAUAUUUUUAAAUGAAUUGUGGAAAAAAAAAAAUUGUUAGAAGCCUGUGCCGAGAUUGGCUGGCUUUCCGCCUUGGAUAAGCGUCAGGUUUUCAGUGGGAGGGGUAAACUCUGUACUUAGUACAUCACUAAAAUACUAAAAGACCAGAGAACUCCCUUCUGCUUGUAAUAUGUAAAUGAUGCUCUGGCCACUUCUGUGUGAGCAAGCUCAGCUUUUUCCUAAAAAGCUAUUCCAUGGCCUUUUAAAAAAUUAUUUUCUUGUCACGCUCUAGCUAGCUGGCACAACAUGAGUAAA
This is a messenger RNA of Anguilla anguilla (European eel), 3981 nucleotides long. It is a transcript of the gene bcl2l12, whose product is annotated as BCL2 like 12. The record is from RefSeq and is a predicted model, not a curated record. Lineage: Eukaryota; Metazoa; Chordata; Actinopteri; Anguilliformes; Anguillidae. Gene Ontology annotation, biological process: regulation of apoptotic process. The coding region runs from base 1 to 1266 and encodes 421 amino acids. The transcript is spliced from 8 exons.